Messenger RNA from Closterium sp. Naga37s-1, 1995 nucleotides. NCBI's taxonomy places the organism in Eukaryota, Viridiplantae, Streptophyta, Zygnematophyceae, Desmidiales, Closteriaceae. The record is from the annotation of a GenBank genome assembly.
AUGGCUGUCGCUGUCUCAGCUCGAUCUCACCAAGUCAGUAGCAGCCUUCCCGCUGAUUCAGCAGCUACUGCCUCGAAUGUGUCAACGUCACAAUCGUCCAAUCCCAGCCGUUCCUUACACGAUGCUGCAUCCUCAUUCGCGGAUCUUGUUCUCGGCGCUUCCAGCAAUCGCGCUGUACAAGAAGCACGGCCUGACGGACACUCCGCAUCUCAAGCCGGGAUUUCCGGACAAACCUUGGCUCGUGAAGUAGCUUCUCCCAAAGCUGACCUGUCAGCACAGCUGUCCGUCGCGGACCUGCUGACGUGUCUCUCGCGGAUUGAAGAGCGGUCCGAGCAGGUAAAGGCGGAGAUCAUACAGGAGGUGGAAGGCAGACACGAGGAGCUUCGGCAGCUGAUGUGGCACGCGUGCCAGGCUGGCGAUGACGUGGCGGUUCUGCUAGCUGAGGUGGAUGCCCUGGCUGCCAGCGUGUCACCAGCAGAAGCUACCGAAUCCGGACCUAGCGGAAGGGGGGGGGGAGGGAAUCAUGAUCCUGGCUCGGGACCAGCUUCGGUAACAGGCUCGGGGAUAGGUCUAGGCUCGGGAGCAGCACUAGGGUUUGUGGAGGAGGUGGUAAGGGCCACCAAUGAGGUGCGAGCAUUGAAUCAAGCAGCCAAUGAGAAAGCAGAGAUUCGGAAAGCAGUGGAGGAGAUUGUUCAUCUCCAAAGGAAGCAGGCAGAGAUGCAGGUGCUGCUGGGAAGAGGAAGGCUCCUGGAAGCUGCGACUCUUGCUCGGGCUCUUAAAGCCUCCUUCGUGGAGGGUGAUAAGGGUGAUGUGGGGAGGCCAAAGGAGGGGAGGGACGGGGAGGGAGAGGGGGAUAAGCAGGGCGAGGCAGAGGGGAAGGGCGGAGAGGAGGAGCAGGGGGAGGAGCCUGUGGCGGUGACUCUGCUGCGGCAGCAAGUGGACGCCAGCUGGGCGAAGCCUGUGGCGGUGACUGCUGCGGCAGCAAGUGGACGCCAGCUGUACGCAGGUCUGUGUGUGGCCCACCAGUUGCCCUACAUACAUGAAAGUUCCCAACCCCCUGCGAACCGGCCCCAGUUCCCACCCCCUGUGAACCGGCCCCAGUUCCCACCCCCUGUGAACCGGCCCCAGUACCCACCCCCUGUGAACCGGCCCCAUUCCCAACCCCCUGCGAACCGGCCCCAGUUCCCACCCCCUGUGAACCGGCCCCAGUUCCCACCCCCUGUGAACCGGCCCCAGUACCCACCCCCUGUGAACCGGCCCCAUUCCCAACCCCCUGUGAACCGGCCCCAGUUCACACCCCCUGUGAACUGGCCCCAGUUCUCACCCCCUGUGAACCGGCCCCAGUUCACGCGCCCUGUGAACCGGCUUGGGAACUGGAGCUGCAGUCCCGGGUUGGGGACUGGAGCUGCAGUCCCGGGUGCGGGACUGGAGCUGCAGUCCCGGCUUGGGGACUGGAGCUGCAGUCCCGGCUUGGGGACUGAGCUGCAGUCCCGGCUGCGGGACUGGAGCUGCAGUCCUGGCUGCGGGACUGGAGCUGCAGUCCCAGGUGCGGGACUGGAGCUGCAGUCCCAGGUGCGGGACUGGAGCUGCAGUCCCAGGUGCGGGACUGGAGCUGCAGUCCCAGGUGCGGGACUGGAGCUGCAGUCCCAGGUGCGGGACUGGAGCUGCAGUCCCAGGUGCGGGACUGGAGCUGCAGUCCCAGGUGCGGGGCUGGAGCUGCAGUCCCAGGUGCGGGACUGGAGCUGCAGUCCCAGGUGCGGGACUGGAGCUGCAGUCCCAGGUGCGGGACUGGAGCUGCAGUCCCAGCUGCAGCACAGCCUGGAGCAGCAGCUGUGGCAGAUGCUGGUGAUCGACCCUUCCAGCCACUCCAUCCGUAUAGUCACCCUUCUACCCCUCUCUGCCCCUCUCCACCCCUCUCCACCCCUCUUAACCGCUUCAGAUGCAGCACAGUCUGGAGCAGCAGCUGUGGCAGAUGUUGGUGAUCGACCCUUCUAG